Pogonomyrmex barbatus (red harvester ant) is the source of this 1542-nucleotide messenger RNA. RefSeq lists its product as uncharacterized. Gene Ontology annotation, cellular component: Set1C/COMPASS complex. The record is from RefSeq and is a predicted model, not a curated record. NCBI's taxonomy places the organism in Eukaryota, Metazoa, Arthropoda, Insecta, Hymenoptera, Formicidae.
UUUUUUUUUUUGUAAUAAAAUUAUUACAAAGACCGCAAUAUUUUAAUAAAGCACCUUACGAGAUGACCUAUUUUCGAUUUAGAUCAAGUGAACUCGACAAAUCAACAACGUUAGAAGUGAACCAUAUGAUUGAUGGCACGCUGCGCGACAUAAAAAGCGCAACAAUAGAAAUUGCCGAUUGUUCACAUUCGAUUGAUAGUCUUCAUCUAAAUAAAAAAAUGUCGUAUUUCUAAAAUGGCGAAAGAUCGUUGCAAUAAUCCAGGGCAGGCGCACACAAAUUCUAAAUCUUUCGUGCAAAAACUGUGUUGCACUAAUAAUUCUUAUAUAACAAUGAUUCGAAAUCGAGAACUCCGCUCCGUUGCGCGAAUACGUGACUCCGUCGUGUAUAUAUGUAUAUCCAUGGUAAAUGGCUCGGUAACUAUGCAAAUUUAAGUGCAGGAAGAUCCAUUCGUUUGUUAAACGUGAACGAAGGCCUCACACCGCGUUAACCCACGCAAUUUUUUUAUUUUUGCGUUGCGUGAAGUGAAAGCGUAAGAAAAUCCCGAUUAAUCCCGAUUAAAGAUGAACCACGUGAUUCUCGGUUCAAAAUUUUAUAAGUUUCAAAGACUUGAAGUAAGAACAAAAUUAAAUGUAGGGGGAAAAUUGUUCAUUAUGGUUGUUUUGGUUCGGACAUAAUACAAGAUAAUACGAGAAACUAGCGUAACUCCAAAUAAAAUCCUUUUCCUUCCAGAAUGUUAUAGAGGAAAUUGUUGUAUAGAAAUAUUAAGAAUGCAGGAAAUUAACGAUAUAGUUUUGGAGGAAGAACAAGAAGAUAUAAAUGAGCAGGAAGAUCAAUCGGAAGAAAGAUCAACGGAAGACGAGAUACGAAUGAUUAAAAAAGCAAAAGAAUCUAAAAAGGAUGAGGAAAUAGAUGAAAAAAUUGUAACAUUUUUGCAUGAAAAAGGUUUGAGUGAAAAUCUUAUCAAGACAUUGAUUAAAAAUGAUCUUACAGAUGAACAUAUCAGAUUUUUGAAAGGGUUAAAUUUAAAUGACGACAACAUUGACUAUUUGCAAGAUUUAUGGAAAACAAAGAUCGAAAUUAAUAAAAGCAGCGGCAGUUCUAUUAAUUCCAUCACAUCUAGCAAUUCAUUGUCCAACGAUUACAUUCAAUUGUCACCGAACAGUCUUUAUCUAAAAAAAGUUUUAAGUAAACCCUUGAUCCAAGCUUUAUGUGACAUUGUGGCAAAGAAACCGAGCGACCCCAUCGAAUAUUUAGGCCACUGGUUACUUCAUUACAAAAUUUGUGAAGAACGGGCUAUACAGCAGAAAAAGCGCGAAUUAGAGCUCUCAAUCGAUAGAGAAAAGUUGGAUUUAAAAGACAUUGAAGAAAAAAAAAGUAUUCUUACCGAACAGAAGGAAGACGAAGACGAAUAUAGCGAGGAUCACAAUUUUUUUGAUUAUGGCGAAUAAUAUAAAUUAACCAUCAAUUAUUUACAAGCAGUCUUUUCAAUAGACCAUAAAAAUGCGAAGAUUAAAUAAUUCGAAAUAAAUUUUGAUGAAUAU